Messenger RNA from Telopea speciosissima, 4313 nucleotides. RefSeq names its product kinesin-like protein KIN-4C. Lineage: Eukaryota; Viridiplantae; Streptophyta; Magnoliopsida; Proteales; Proteaceae. Gene Ontology annotation, biological process: mitotic spindle organization; microtubule-based movement. The transcript is spliced from 28 exons. The record is from RefSeq and is a predicted model, not a curated record. Gene Ontology annotation, molecular function: ATP binding; microtubule motor activity; microtubule binding. Bases 172 to 4110 code for a protein of 1312 amino acids.
CUGUCGCUGGUUUCGUCUCCACACCGUUAGUCUAUUGGACCUCAUAAUUUCGAAGCCCUCACCUUUCUUCUAUUCCUCACGGUGUUCCUCACAUCUCUCGGAAAGUUCUCUGCAACUCUGUGUUCCGUUCGUUCAUUCACUACCAUCUCUCGAAGGUAAGAGGAGCUGGAGAUGGAGAGUGCAGAGGGGAAGACAGUUCCAGGUGGAAAUUCACAUGACAAGGACUCAUCGCAGUGUAUUAAAGUUGCCGUUCACAUCAGGCCUCUGAUUGCAACUGAGCUUACGGUUGGAUGUACGGACUGCAUUACUGUUGUAUCUGGAGAACCUCAGGUGCAAAUUGGAUCUCAUGCAUUCACGUUCGAUCAUGUCUAUGGGAGUAUGGGUUCUUCUUCCUCUGCAAUUUUUGAUGAAUGUGUUGCGCCACUGGUAGAUGCAUUCUUCCAUGGCUAUAAUGCCACGGUUCUUGCCUAUGGCCAGACUGGUUCAGGGAAGACUUACACAAUGGGCACCAAUUACUCUGGGGAAGCAACUGGUGGUGGGAUUAUACCAAAAGUUAUGGAAACUAUAUUCGCAAGGGUAGAGGCAAUGAAAGAACCUACAGAGUUUCUAAUUAGAGUGUCAUUUAUCGAGAUUUUCAAAGAAGAAGUAUUUGAUUUGCUCGAUCCAAGUUCAGUGUCAUAUUCAAAAGGUGAAGGGGCUUCUCUAGUAAAACCUGCAGCUGCAAGACUCCCCAUUCAAAUUAGAGAGACUGCAAAUGGAGGGAUAACACUUUCUGGUGUUAUUGAAGCAGAAGUGAGAACUAAGGAAGAAAUGGCAUCAUAUCUGUCCCGAGGUUCUCUGUCUCGUGCUACAGGAAGCACAAAUAUGAACAGCCAGUCAAGUCGUUCACAUGCAAUCUUUAUAAUAUGCAUGGAGCAAAAGAAAAACACACGAUGCACUGGUACAUCAGUAAUCGAUAAUGAUGCUAGUGAUGAUAUCUUAUGUGCGAAGCUUCAUUUAGUGGAUCUUGCUGGGUCUGAACGUGCAAAACGAACAGGAGCAGAUGGGUUGCGUCUCAAAGAAGGGAUCCAUAUUAACAAAGGUUUGCUGUCUCUUGGCAAUGUAAUAAGUGCCCUGGGUGAUGAAAAGAAGAGAAAGGAGGGAGGACAUGUUCCUUACCGCGAUAGCAAGUUAACACGCUUGUUGCAGGACUCUCUUGGUGGAAACAGCAAAACAGUUAUGAUUGCUUGUGUGAGUCCUGCUGACACAAAUGCUGAGGAAACAUUAAACACUCUAAAAUAUGCCAAUCGGGCUCGCAAUAUUCAGAACAAAGCAAUUAUAAAUCGUGACCCAGUGGCAGCUCAGAUGCAAAGAAUGCGGAGCCAAAUUGAACAGUUACAAUCUGAGCUUCUUUAUUUCCGUGGUGAAGGUGGUGCACCUUUUGAGGAACUGCAGAUUCUUAGGCACAAAAUCUCGCUACUUGAAGCAAGCAAUGCAGAGUUACAGCGAGAGCUUCAAGAACGACAAGUCACUUGUGACCGUCUUGCACAAUGUUCUAUUGAUGCUCAGGUUGAAAAAGAUGAAUUGAUUCUUAAAAUUGAAUCGGCUCGCAAUGGAAAAUCUUGGGAUGAUAUUGACUCUGGUGAUGUAAAUAAGGAGUUUGGUUUAGUAAAGACAUAUGUGUCAAGAAUUCAAGAGUUGGAAGGAGAACUUAGGCGGUUGCAGAGCUUGAGUAAUUCCAAUCGUGACAGCUUCAUUGAUUCCCUUGAUCUGGAGGAUGACGGGCUACGCUCGAAAAGCCCCUAUCUCAAUGACUUGCCAUCUAUUUGUGACGGCAAAGCCAUCAGCAUUUCUGGUGAGAUGGAAGAAGUUGAAAAGGAACUGGAACAUUCUUCUCUUCAGGAUAAAUUGGAUAAGGAGCUGAAGCAACUCGACCAACGGCUUGAACAAAAGGAGGCUGAAAUGAAACGAUUUGGGACGGUUGAUACAUCAGUGCUCAAGCAUCAGUAUGAGAAGAAAGUCCAGGAGUUAGAGCAAGAAAAGAGAGCUUUGCUGAAUGAGAUUGAGGAUCUACGGUCCAACCUUGUGAAUAUAUCUUCUGCUUCUGAUGAUGGAGCUCAAAAGUUAAAGCAAGAAUAUCUUAAAAAAUUAAACCUCCUUGAAACCCAGGUGUCAGCAUUGAAGAAGAAGCAAGAUGCGCAAGCUCAACUUUUGAGACAAAAGCAGAAAAGUGAUGAAGCAGCAAAACGGUUACAGGAGGAAAUUCAGAGAAUAAAGUCCCAAAAAGUUCAAUUGCAGCAUAAGAUCAAGCAGGAAUCUGAACAAUUUAGGUCAUGGAAGGCUUCACGGGAAAAGGAAGUUCUUCAGCUGAAGAAGGAGGGGAUAAGAAAUGAGUAUGAGAUGCACAAGCUAUUGGCUUUGAAUCAAAGACAAAAGAUGGUUUUGCAAAGGAAGACCGAAGAAGCUGCAAUGGCUACAAAACGACUAAAAGAGCUACUGGAAGCUCGGAAAGCUUCUUCACGUGAAACAUCAGGUGCUGGAAAUGGGAAUGGUUCUGGAAUUCAGGCACUAAUGCAGGCAAUUGAACAUGAGCUUGAAGUAACAGUACGUGUGCAUGAAGUUCGUUUGGAAUAUGAGUGUCAAAAGGAAGCGAGGGCUGCUAUGGCAAAUGAGGUGUCAAAGUUAAAGGAACAAGCCGAAAAGUUUAAGAGGAAAAAUUCAAGUACGAUCCAUUGCAGUGACUCUCUCCAAACAAUGUCUCCUGGUGCAAGAAAUUCAAGGAUUUUGGCACUUGAAAAUAUGUUGGCUACUUCAUCAAGCAACCUUGUGUCUAUGGCUUCACAACUGUCAGAAGCAGAGGAGCGUGAACGCAUCUUCAGUGGUAGGGGCCGCUGGAAUCAAAUCCGGUCCGUUGCUGAUGCGAAGAAUGUGAUGAAUUAUUUGUUUAACUUAGCAUCCUCCUCAAGGUGCUUAUUGCGAGAUAAAGAAGUGGACUGCAAAGACAAGGAUGCGGUAAUACGGGAGCUGAAGGAAAAAGUUGUCAGACUCACCAGUCUGGUCAAACAGAUGGAAGCACAAGAGGCAGAACUUCUCCGUCAGCAGGAGUUGCAGAAGUUGACUUUAACGAACAACACCAUGGAGAAUAUGUCAAAUUUCGGGGUCCAAAUCCCAAGCACUAGAGAUGGACAUGUAUAUGACUUCCGCCAGGGACCCCGCAACUCCAGUAUCUUUAGCUUGAGCAGAAAUAGCAACGAAUUAUUGGAGGACAUGGACACGUCUGAGUCAGAAGGCUCUGAAUCUGAGGCCAUUGACGAUGAGUGGGUAAACUCUGUAAAAAGACCAGUUAAGAGGAGGUCAUCUAGAGCUCAAUUAGUAGCAUCCCAUCAUGUAGAUGUCAGAGUUCCAGAAAACUUGAGCUCAGAGUCCUCGAGCAAUGAAACAAAUUGUAAAACUAUGAACACUUCAUCAAUCAUAUGUUGCUCCUGUUCUAAAAGAUCAUUAUGUAAAACUCCAAAAUGUGAAUGUCGGGCUGCUAAUGGCACAUGUGGUGAAUCAUGUGGGUGUGAGCCGAUUAAAUGCUCAAAUAGAGAGGCUGAAUUAAUAAACAAGGAACUGGGUGACCAAUCUCUAUCUGAAAGGGCUGAAGGUGACAUGUGCAGUAUUGGAACCAACGAAAUUGAGAGGACUAAGGUUCUUGUAUCUCACGGGGCAAUGCUUCUUCAGAAUGCAUUAUCUGAUAAGCCUGUUGAGGUAAAUGAAGAUCGUGGAACACAGAGGAAAGCACUAUCUGACAUUGGGAACUCACUGGCCAAGCCAAAUGCACCAAAGCCAAACCAGAGGAAAAAAUGGCGAAGAUCUGUCAUUCAGCUUGUUCCAGAGACGCCACCUUCCAACCUACCAGAGACCACUGAAGCCCCACAGAAGCCAGAGAAAAGUACGAUGGAGCCAGAAGUUCCUCUAAAAUUGCCGCGAGCAAUGAGGCCAGUAAUGGGAAAUAAUAAUCUCUUGAAGGAGAGAAAUUUCAGCCAGUCAGAUGAAUCCAUUGCUAAUAAGGAGGUGGGAAUAGUUACUCCAAGAAGUCCUGCUCGACAGACAAGGAACUCAGAAGUGAAAGAGAACCAUGGAAACUAAUUCACAUUAGUCAUUUGUUCUUAUUGUUAAUAUCUAUCAUUCUUUGAUAAUUUGUACAUCUGACAGAAUUUCCUAUUGGAUCCAGGGGAAUCAACUGUGCAAUUUGAAACAUGUAAGUUAAUAGAUCCUUCGAGGAUUGAUCAAUCCUCUUCAUCAGGUUUAUUGGUUUUGGAAUGGAAAAGAUGACGGAUCAAUUUCUUAUC